GAGAGAGAGGAGAGAGAGAAAGGAGGGGGGUGAGAGGAGGGAUGCAGAUGUACACCUUACCUUCCUCACAAGACACAUCCUCAGAGCACACUGUUACAGACUAAUACCAUCAACAACAACACGUCCACCACCACCACCCACACACUGCCCAGCCACCAUUCAGCUCCACUACAGCCCAAGGACUGCAGGAUGAGGACCUGGUCAAGGGCCCAGUGUGCAGAGUGCUCUGUGGUCCUCCUGGGUCUCAUAACACUGACUGUUUCAUUGGGGAACAUCUCAAGUAGAGUACAGAAUCUUUGUUUGUGGCAGGAUGAGGGUGUAGCCUCUAACAGUCUGGAAGACGGACUAGAGGUGACUACUUAUUGGUGGGGGGAAUGGGCAAAGUGGACAGCCUGCACACGCACUUGUGGAGGGGGCGUCAUGUCUCAGGAGAGACAUUGUCUUAAGCAAAGAAAAAGAACAACAACUGGUAAGGACAACAUGACAUGCACAGGGAGUGCAAAAAGGUACCAUCUCUGUAAUACAAAGGAAUGCCCCUCAACUGGAAGGAGUUUCCGAGAGGAGCAGUGCUGGUCAUUUAACUCUCAGGUAUUCAAUGGAAAGAAUUACCACUGGAAACCCCUUUACCCAGAUGACUACGUUCACAUCUCCAGCAAUCCCUGUGAUCUUCAUUGCACUACAUCAGAUGGUCAGAGGCAGCUGAUGGUACCAGCUCGUGAUGGAACUUCCUGCAAGUAUAGCAAUUACAGAGGAGUCUGUGUAGAUGGCAGGUGUGAGCCUAUUGGAUGUGAUGGCAUCCUCUUCUCUCCCAACACACUGGAUAAGUGUGGAGUGUGUCAAGGAGAUGGGAGCAGCUGUAGUAGGGUAACUGGUAACUUUCGCCGUGGAUCUUCCAGCCUUGGAUAUUCCUUCAUUACCCAGAUCCCUGAUGGCUCAUGGGACAUCCAGAUCAUUGAGAGAAAGAAGUCUGCAGAUAUACUAGCUGUGACAGAUCAAGCAGGAAACUUCUUCUUCAAUGGCGCCUACAAGGUGGACAGCCCUCAGAACUUCCAUGUGGCAGGCACCAUCUUCAAGUACCGGAGGCCCACCGAUGUGUAUGAGACGGGGAUUGAGUACAUCGUGGCGAAAGGGCCCAUCAAUCAGCCCAUCAAUGUUCUGGUUUGGAACCAGAAUGGUCGCAACCCUUACAUAACCUACGAGUACACAGUGAUGCGUGACCCUCUUACUCCAGUCUCCCAGCCACCCAUCUAUACUGGCACAGAUGGAGGAUCCAGCCACCAAGUCUCCAUGGAGAUCAACAAUGUGUCACCCCACAAUGAGAGUGUGAAUGAAAAGGCUGUCCCAGAGACACAGAGGAAGCAGGGGAGAAUGCAGAACAUUGGGCCUGGUGCAGUGGAUAAGCCUGGUGAAGAGACCAAUGAAGUGUAUGAGGACACAGCUGCUGUAGACUGUGAUCAGGAUGCUCCAACACCCCCUCAUUAUCCAGAUGGAAAUAGCAGCUGGCCAAGUGGAGUGGUUGCCCCUGGCAUUGUGCCUGCAAGCAGACCUGCAGAGGAGAUGGUGGAUUCUGCAAAUUUCAUAUGGAGGAUGUUUCUUGCACGUUGCACGUUGCAUGUUAACAUUUCAACAAAUCAGCUUCUUAGUGAGGGGGAAAGCCUCAUCUCUGAAGCAGAGCCAGCGGAGUUGGACUACAGCAGCUCAGAGCAAGGGAACCUCAAUGGUUCAUUUCUUGAGUUCUCCCUAAGCCGUCGCCGCAAUGACACAGGAGAUCUUUUCCAGAACAGGACACUGAUUACCAGCUUGAGGAACGGCAGCCGCACCAAUCGCACCAGGAGUCAACAGAAGGUUACCGGAAAGAACAAAUUGAGUUCUGCAGAUAUGUAUCGUUGGAAACUGUCCUCUCAGGAACCAUGCAGCAUGACAUGCUCUAUAGGUGUGACAAAAUCCUUUGCUAUGUGUGUACGAUAUGAUGGUGUUGAGGUGGAUGACUCUUACUGUGACGCUUUGACUCGCCCUGAACCGGUGCAUGAUUUCUGCAUUGGAAGGGAUUGCCAGCCAAGGUGGGAGGCCAGCAGCUGGAGUGAGUGCUCACGGACAUGCGGUGAGGGUUUUCAGUUCCGGCUAGUGCGUUGCUGGAAGAUGCUGGCCCCUGGCUUGGAUAGCUCGGUGUACAGCGAACUGUGCACGGAUGCUGAGCUAGAGCGCCCUCCAGAGCGCCGGCCAUGCAAGAGCCCCACCUGUGGCCCACAGUGGGAAAUGGCUGAGUGGUUAGAGUGCCCAGCAAAAUGUGGCCGCAGAGGUUUAGUGAUUCGUGAGGUCAGGUGCUCAGAUGAAGGCAGGCCAUGUGAUGAGACAACUCAGCCUCCAUCAUCCAAGAACUGCACUGGUCCACCUUGUGAUCGCCAGUGGACAGUCUCCAUGUGGGGCCCGUGCUCAGGUCCAUGUGGUCAGGGAAAGAUGGUACGGCAUGUGUACUGCAAAACCCCCGAGGGCCGGGUGGUACCUGAAUCUCAGUGUUCACUAGAGAACAAACCAUUGGCGACUCAUCCCUGUGGAGAUAAAGAGUGCCCACCACACUGGCUGGCUCAAGAUUGGGAAAGGUGCAACACAACAUGUGGACGUGGCAUAAAGAGGAGGACUGUGCUAUGUGUCAGCAUCACGGGUGGCAAAUUUCAAAUCCAUGAGGACGAAGAAUGUGAUGCUAGCAAGCGGCCAGGAGAUGAGGACACUUGCUUCGAGAGACCUUGCUUCAAGUGGUAUACAACACCUUGGUCUGAGUGCACCAAGACGUGUGGUGUGGGAGUGAGAAUGAGGGAUGUGAAAUGCUACCAAGGAAGAGAACUUGUUCGUGGAUGUGACCCUCUGACUAAGCCUGUUAACAAACAGACAUGUGCAUUGCAACCUUGCCCCACUGAACCACCAGAUGACAACUGCCAAGAUCGUCCCAGCACCAACUGCUCUCUGGCCAUUAAAGUCAACCUCUGCAGUCACUGGUAUUACAGCAAGGCUUGUUGCCAUUCGUGCAGGAAUCAACGUGCCACCUAGUUUUUGUCACAAGGGAAAAAGUUAAUGCACUUAAAUCAGGACCAUUGGGUAAUAUGCAAAAACUUUCAUAAAGGGAUGAUGGGGGCAAAUAUUGAAUAUCUAGCAUCCACAGACAGUGGCAGACAUCUAGAGUCUUAGAAUAUCUUGGUUUACCCAUUAAAUCCCUUUUUUUUAUUUAAACUAGCUAUAUUAAACUACUAUUGAUGUCAGUAUUUUAGUAGCAUUAUCUGUUUUAUGACAAAGUCCUACAACUAUGGGAUACAUUAAGGAAACUUUAAAUUAUUUUGAUUAUUGCUCCAUGGACCGUAAUUAUAAAGCAUGAGCAUAUUUAUGAUCCAUUAAAUUGGCAGUGAUGAUAGUCAGUACUGAAUAUUACCUUGGACUUAAGGUGGAAGAUUUGUACGUUUAAACACAAGCUCAUCUACUGCUAGUUACAACACUCUGCUGUUUCCUUGGUAUCGUAUUUAACUGUUACUGGACCAUUGCUUUUCUAUUGUUUAUUUAUUAGUCAGAGCAGGUGUUUGGUUAAACAUCCCAAUGUUCUCCACUCAUUCUGACUAUUAUUCUGCAAUCAGCAGCUGUUUUUGACAGCAGGGAACAACAAACACCCAUUUUACUUGAUUUUCCUGAGACGUAUUAUGUGUAAUUGCGUAUUGCGUAUUGACUGUGUCCUGGCACUUGAACAUGUAAUAUUUUAAACUGUAUGCAAUUUAUAUAUUGCUCCUUUGUGGCAGUCCAGUUGAUAUAAUAUACAUUACUGUUACCUCAGUGUAAAGAAACAAUCAAAAAUAAACGUCAAUUUUAUUAAAACGUUAAUUUUAUUGUAGAAAAAAAGCACAAUUUGUUACCUCUCAAUGUAGGAUAAAUACGAUUCCAUUUCUAAUCCAACAGUAUGCAGUAUUUUUCACAUCCUGUAAAAUCAGGCAUAUUACAGUUUUUACUUUGAAGGCUUGAAUAAAACACAAUAACUUUUGACAGAUAUUGAAAUAACUGUCUGGGUUGAUUUAAAGAAACCACUGCAGUUACUCAAUAAGUGUAACAACAUUCAGAUCAUUCUGCCCUCAAUGUGACAGACUGUAAUAUGAUGUAUACUGCUAUUCCAACAUUCCUUAGUUUUGCCAAAGUGGUGAACAGCUAUCUGAGUGAAACAACUUACGCCAUCUGCUGGUCUACUUACAACACACACUGAUGCUUAAUUUGCUGAUCAACGAUGGACAAGUCUUCCAACUUCUUGUUCAAUAAAAUGACCCAACAGGAGUGUGUAACCUUUGCAGCCUCUGAAGGGUCGUUGUGGUGAAUAUAUUUACUUGAGUAAAUAAAGUGAAAAAUGAAAAAAGUGAAAAAACAAGAAAAAUGUAGAAAUAUUAGUGAACUUAUAUCUAUUUUUUAAAAUGACAAGGUUACAAAUGAUCUUUUCUAUUUUUUUUGACCACUACACUAGUGCAUGUAAUUCUAUAAUAAGAAACUAAUGAAAAUAAAUAUUACCUGUGCUUUGAA
This is a messenger RNA of Ictalurus punctatus (channel catfish), 4542 nucleotides long. It is a transcript of the gene adamtsl2, whose product is annotated as ADAMTS-like 2. Gene Ontology annotation, biological process: extracellular matrix organization. The record is from RefSeq and is a predicted model, not a curated record. Bases 190 to 3045 code for a protein of 951 amino acids. Lineage: Eukaryota; Metazoa; Chordata; Actinopteri; Siluriformes; Ictaluridae. Gene Ontology annotation, cellular component: extracellular matrix. The transcript is spliced from 19 exons.